GAAUAUGAGAAUAGGAUUCGAGCCUACUCCACACCAGACAAAAUCUUCCGAUAUUUUGCCACCUUGAAAGUCAUCAGUGAGCCUGGUGAAGCAGAAGUAUUUAUGACGCCAGAAGAUUUUGUGCGAUCCAUAACACCCAAUGAAAAGCAACCAGAACACUUAGGUCUGGAUCAAUAUAUAAUAAAACGCUUUGAUGGAAAGGAUUUCUGGCAGAAAAUUUCCCAGGAACGAGAAAAAUUUGCUGAUGAAGGCAGUAUAUUUUACACCCUUGGAGAAUGUGGACUCAUAUCCUUUUCAGACUACAUUUUCCUUACAACUGUUCUUUCCACUCCUCAGAGAAAUUUUGAAAUUGCCUUCAAGAUGUUUGAUUUGAAUGGAGAUGGAGAAGUAGAUAUGGAGGAGUUUGAACAGGUUCAGAGCAUUAUUCGCUCCCAAACCAGUAUGGGUAUGCGCCACAGAGAUCGUCCGACCACUGGCAACACCCUUAAGUCUGGCUUGUGUUCAGCCCUCACAACCUACUUUUUUGGAGCUGAUCUGAAGGGAAAGCUGACAAUCAAGAACUUCCUGGAAUUUCAACGUAAACUUCAGCAUGAUGUUCUGAAGCUCGAGUUUGAACGCCAUGACCCUGUGGAUGGGAGAAUUACUGAGAGGCAGUUUGGUGGCAUGCUACUUGCCUACAGUGGGGUGCAGUCCAAGAAGCUGACCGCCAUGCAGAGGCAGCUCAAAAAGCACUUCAAAGAAGGAAAGGGUCUGACAUUUCAGGAGGUGGAGAACUUCUUUACUUUCCUAAAGAACAUUAAUGAUGUGGACACUGCAUUGAGUUUUUACCAUAUGGCUGGAGCAUCUCUUGAUAAAGUGACCAUGCAGCAGGUGGCCAGGACGGUGGCUAAAGUGGAGCUCUCAGACCACGUGUGUGAUGUAGUGUUUGCGCUCUUUGAUUGUGAUGGCAAUGGCGAGCUGAGCAAUAAGGAAUUUGUCUCCAUCAUGAAGCAACGGCUGAUGAGAGGCCUGGAAAAGCCCAAAGACAUGGGUUUUACUCGCCUCAUGCAGGCCAUGUGGAAAUGUGCACAGGAAACUGCCUGGGACUUCGCUUUACCCAAACAGUAACCCCACACCACAAGAGCGGACCACCUCUCCACCCCCAGUACCCCGGGGCCCCUCCGCAGACCUCGCCAGAGCCAUUUGUGCUGCAGCUUCUGGCAGUAGUCUCCCUUCCUCCUGGGGAUGACCUCAGGAUUCUGUCGGUUUCCCCUCUUUACCCUUCCCUGUCCCCGUGUUCUGCUGGGCUUUGAUUCUGCCCAGUGAUUAUCCCCAUAGAUUCUCAAAAACAUGAACAAGUCUGAAAAGCUCAGACAUUUGGCAGCCUCAGCAGCACUACCCAUUGAGGCACCCUGUGGAUAAAGAACGCAGGGAACCAUCCACACAUCUGCCAACCCUGGGAAGCAUCCAGUUCUCAAAUCGUUGCUGCUGCGGAUUUAUUUUAACAAGAACAUUCCUUGCCUUCCCUCCUGCUGGUAUUUUAAAGCUACAAGUAGGGAAGGUAUCUGGCAGGCAGAAAGAAGUCCAUGAUGAUAAAUGAUGAUGAGGAUGACCUGGGCACCCUACACUAGCGUGGGAAGCCUGCACCCCAGGAAGCAUCUGUGUUAGUCCCUGGGAUGGCGCUGAGGCCUGCUCUAGGAAGGCAGCCUGCUCAGUGGGAACACAGCAAGAUUCAGAAUUUAAAUAGUUGCUUCAUGGCUCUCCCCACUCCCUUUUUUUCCUCAGAGCCUCCCUAAGAUGACUCCAGCGUGACCCUGUGCUUAGUGAGCAGCAGUGAUUGAGUUCAUGUUCCCUGCAAGUGCCAUUUAUUUCCCCUCCAGGAUGGGCCUCUGAAGCUGAGGCCUGGCUCAGAGCCUGUUUGCCCUCUGUUUUAAACACUUGUAAAAUAUCACUUUAAUUAUAACCGUUUGCAAUAAACAUC
This is a messenger RNA of Cebus imitator (Panamanian white-faced capuchin), 1960 nucleotides long. RefSeq names its product mitochondrial calcium uptake 1 (gene MICU1). The coding region runs from base 103 to 1107 and encodes 334 amino acids. Gene Ontology annotation, cellular component: uniplex complex. Lineage: Eukaryota; Metazoa; Chordata; Mammalia; Primates; Cebidae. Gene Ontology annotation, molecular function: calcium ion binding. The transcript has 10 exons. Gene Ontology annotation, biological process: calcium import into the mitochondrion; mitochondrial calcium ion homeostasis. The record is from RefSeq and is a predicted model, not a curated record.